Messenger RNA from Closterium sp. Naga37s-1, 378 nucleotides. The record is from the annotation of a GenBank genome assembly. Lineage: Eukaryota; Viridiplantae; Streptophyta; Zygnematophyceae; Desmidiales; Closteriaceae.
AUGCGGGUGCGCGUGGUGCAGCUAAGGGGUAUUGCGCGGGGCAGGGGCGCGAGUUGCUCUGCUGAUGGCACGCGCUGCUGGGCUGGGUGGCGCGCGCUGUUCUGCUGGGUAGCACGCGAUGCUCUGCUGGGGCACGCGCUGCUCUGCUGGGUGGCGCGGGCUGCUCUGCUGGGUGGUGCGCGCUGCUGUGCUGGUGGCGAGCGCUGCUCUGCUGUGGCGCGCGCUGCUCUGCAGGGUGGCGCGCGCUGCUCUGCUGGGGCACGCGCUGCUCUGCUGGGUGGCGCGCGCUGCUCUGCUGGGGCCCGCGCUGCUCUUCUGGGUAGUAGCGCGAACAGUCUCGCGACUGUUCGCGUGACACCGGAUUAUACCGCUUCAUAG